Molecule: messenger RNA, 591 nt
Organism: Pestalotiopsis fici W106-1
Lineage: Eukaryota; Fungi; Ascomycota; Sordariomycetes; Amphisphaeriales; Sporocadaceae
Product: Phenylacrylic acid decarboxylase
Exons: 1
Coding region: 1-591 (196 amino acids)
Molecular function (GO): carboxy-lyase activity
Source: RefSeq, a predicted model, not a curated record
AUGGCAAGAUCACCAGAGAGGAAAAGAAUUAUUGUCGCCAUUACCGGCGCUACAGGCGCUCAAAUCGGCAUUCAAAUCUUGAAGACACUUCGGGGUCUCAAUGUGGAAACACACCUCAUCAUCAGCAAGUGGGCGGGGGAGACCAUCAAAUACGAGACAGACUACACCACAGCAACGGUGCGCGCGCUGGCAGACUAUUCAUACAAUGCGCACGACUUGGCGGCGCCCAUCUCGAGCGGCUCCUACAAGGUGGACGGCAUGAUUAUUGCCCCCUGCUCAGUCAAGACGCUGGCUGCCAUCAAUGCUGGCAUUUGCGACGACUUGAUCACGCGGGCCGCCGACGUGUGUCUCAAGGAGCGGAGGAGGGUUGUGCUGUCUGUCAGAGAAACUCCCCUCAGCGAAAUCCAUCUCAGAAAUAUGCUCGACGUUUCGAGGGCGGGUGCUAUUAUUGCACCACCCGUCAUGGCGCUAUACACGCGCCCUUCUUCAAUUGAAGAUGUGAUUACUCAGAUGGUCGGCCGGUUACUCGAUUUAUUCGAUUUGGAUGCCCGGAACUUUGAAAGAUGGGAAGGAAUGCAGAAGGAAGUGUAA